Molecule: messenger RNA, 765 nt
Organism: Diceros bicornis minor
Lineage: Eukaryota; Metazoa; Chordata; Mammalia; Perissodactyla; Rhinocerotidae
Product: basic proline-rich protein-like
Exons: 2
Coding region: 1-765 (254 amino acids)
Source: RefSeq, a predicted model, not a curated record
AUGGGCACUGUGGUCCAGGACGACCCCAGGACCACACACGUUCCUGGAAACUUCGACACUGCCAGUUCUCUGCAAGCACUAGUCUCUCAGGAGACCUGCACCCCACCCCACCCUACCCUCACCCUGCACUGCCUUGUGUCACCACAGGGUCUGAGGGCGGAGCCGCCAGAGUUUCCCUUCGCGUGUAGAAGUGUGGUCCCAACUCUCAGGACCGAAGCUGCCCACCAGUCGCCCGGGCUUCCCCUGCCCGGCAGGGUCGUGGCCUCAGGCCCUUCCACCCCGCGGGCGCGCCGCCUCUCCCCGGUCCCCACCGCCCGGCCCUGGACCCCGCACUCACCACCCGGCCGGGCCCCGCGGGACGAGCGCAACGAGGCGGGCGCCGGCCGCUCUGGGCUCGGGAUCUGCGCGCGGCGGCCUCGCUCCCCCCGCCAGCCCCCCGGAGGUGGGUCUGGCGGAGCCGCAGCUGUUACCCGGAGACCAAGGGGCGGAAAACUGCGCCCGCUGCCCGCCCCUCCCGCCGCGGCGCUGCCACCGCCGGGAACAAAGGAGACAAAGCCGCGUCGGCCGGGCCGGCUCCGCUCCUUCCCUCCUCGCCCGCCGGGCCGCCCUCCCCCCACCCGCCGCCCAGGCCAGGCCGGAAGCAGCCGGGAGAGCCGGGCGCGCGGCCCCGAGCCGCCCGGGACCCCGCAUUCCAGCCUGGCGGGCUCCGCACUUGCCGAGGGCGGACCCCUCCCUUGUUGGGGGCAGGCUGCACCGCGGUGGUAG